CGAAUUCAAACAUUCACAGCUAAUCUCUAAGCGAAUUUCACAAUUGUCUGGAAGCAUAUAUUCAAAUAGUUGCAAGACUACCGGAUCUUUGAAAAAAUAUUUUCCUGCAUCAGUUAAUUUCACAUUUUUGCGCAAGAAAACUACAACUCGUAUUGACAUACCAGAACUAACGGAAUAACAAAUUUUAAUAUCAAUUUUAUUACUGGAUUAUUACUGGCUUUUUACUAGAUUAUUACUGGAUUUGUGCAAAACUAUUGAAGGCAUUAGCCAAUAUGUUGAGCGCACGGCCAUUUUUUGUUACUGAUAACAACAGUAUCAGCAUUGUUCCUAGACUUUCUAGUAUAACCAAAAAGCCAGUCCAAGAAGAUAUUCAAAUAAUAUAUGAUGAAUUGUAUUCCGCCGCAUGCGAUCUUAAAGCUAUGCAGAUGCGCAGUUCGGUUCUUACUCAACUAAUUGGCACGGAAUUCAAGGCUUUGCGUUCUGAAAUCGUGAAGAAAGCGGAAAAAAUUCUGUUGAAAGGUAAUGAUGAGGUUGGUAGAGUUGUUUACGAGAUUAUGUGGCGGAAGGGAUACUACGAGGUAAUAAUGGUAACAAAAAACUACUGGCAAUGCAUGUCAAGAGCUGGUGAGCCAGAUCAAGUACAUUCACUUUUAUCUAAGAUCGCAUGGCACCUUGAAAGUGGACUUGUUCACUACAAGCAACUAAUAAUAACAUUGAAUGAGGUUUUUGAUUUAAAUUUAAAUAAUCUUAUGGAAGACUUAUCUCUAAGUGAUAUUCUUUAUUUUGACGAAAAAUUUUUUGAGUUUUAUCAUGCUGCCGAUAUAAACUUAUCAAAUGUUUUGAUUGAUUGUAAUGCGGAUAAUAGAUGUUAUGGUUAUAAUAUGAUCCAUUCGGCACUUAUGAGUUUGGGUGACUUACAUCGGUACUAUUCUGAUUUUAAUCUUGAAACUGAAAAUUAUGUACAUAAAAGGAAAUCUGUUUUGCACUAUAUGGAAGCCUUUCUUUUAAACCCUUAUAUCGGCAGAGCUCAAAAUCAGUUGGGUUUGUUAUGUUUUGGAAAAAAUAAAGAUUUGGAUGCCAUCUAUCAUUUCAUUCAUUCUUUAACAUGUAGAGUACCCUUUGAUUUUAGUGAGACAAAUAUAUUAAAAAUUAUUGCAAGUCGUGCUGGUGUAACGGAAGCCAAUCAAGGAUGUGACGAUUCUAAAGUCAAAAACUUCUACACACGAUUUUUUGAGGUUGUUAACAUAUAUUUUUUUGGAAAAAGUUGCGAUAACUUUAGUUUACUAUGUGAAGGUGUGCUAAUGGACUUCCGCACACUACUUCGUAUGGAUAAAUCGUGUUUCACCGAGACUGAUAUUUUCAAAAUUACUGCAAUUCUUCUCUUCUGUUUAUCAAAGUUAAAAAUGAUCAGAUCUCCAGCAAUCACUUCAUUGACUAUGUUUAUAAUGAAAAUAUGUGAGGAGCUUGUAUGUGCAUGUCUGUCAAGCUUGGAUGAUACAUUAGAAAAAAAGUAUACUGAAAUUGAGACAUUUAAAAUAAUGUAUGCUAAAAGUUAUGAAGAGAAAAAUGUAGAUUUAAAUGAUAAGAAUGUUACUCUCCCAAAUGAAAAUCCAAGAAAUUCACAACAUUGUUCUCCAUUUGCCACGCGUAAGUUUGCAUAUAACUUUGACCGUGAAAAUUGUUCUUUGAGCUGUAGCUCUUCCACUGAAGAAGAAGCUCUUCUAAGUGAAGACAGAGAGCGUUUAAAUAAUAGAAUUUUGGAUUUAAAUGAUUCUCUUACUAAUACUAAUAACGUAAUUGAGGAACAAGAAAUUUUCAAGUCAGCGCCACGACGUAAAAGAGUUAGCCGUCGUAGAAAGAAAUAUAAGCCAUCUCGUCUAAAUUCCCAACAUAGCGAUGGAAGAGUAGACUUUUCAACAUCAAGUGAAAGUAACAGCGAAUUUUAUACUGAUUCUGCUGAUUCAGAUAUAAAUGCAUGUUACAUUGAAACCAGCAGUGAUAGUUCUGAGUGCAUAUCAACAAGUAAUAAGUCUAACAGUAAUAAGUCUAACAGUUAUAUUUUAAUUUCUAACCGUUCUAAUGUCGAAACGGAGGAAGAAUCUCCAAACACUGAUGAAGAUUCGAGUGAUGAUAUUAAUGGUGAUAAUAAUGAACUUGAUAUGCAUGAGAAUUCAUUGCAUGCAAUGGAUUCUAUACUCAGUUCUAAAACAAAACAAAUUGAUGAAGAAUCCAAACAAAGUGAUUCCUCAUCUAAAUCAUCUUUGUCCGAUUCUCAGUCCAUGGAAGCAGAGUCAUUAUCAGACAUAUGCACUACUGAUUCGGUGCUAUCUUCUGAUACUGAUGAUUUCCAACGAAAAUCGAAUGAAGCAGAUGUCGCUGUUCAGCAAAGCUCGCAACAAGAUAAAACACAAUUUUUAAUCGGUAAAUACAAUAAGAAUAAUCCAAACACAACUAUUGAAUUUGCUAUGAAAAACCCAAUGUUACUCGCAUUAAAAAUUCUAAUGGCUUGGUUAAAUAAAAAUCAUGACGUUCUUUAUGACUGUUGCGAUCGUAUCCCGGAACUUACGAAUAAACUGAUGAAAUUAUCUGAUUGUUUGAAUUUGGAUUUGCUUUCUAAUAGGAUUUAUUUUGAGAGAGAGUUUAUUAAUAUUCCAAAUGUGCGCGAACCCUUAAAGGAAUUAAUCAGUUUACGUUUUAAAAUCCCAUUAAAAGAGGACAUUGCUUUGAAAAGCUUAGAUGUAUUAUAUUUUCAACAAAAGUCAAUUAACUGGAAUUUAAGCCGCGAAAAGAACCUAACAAAAGAGGAACAAUGUAUUUUACGCCUAACACAAAUUGCUGAUUUCGGAUUCUUUAUAUGCCGCAAUAAAAAAUUUGGCUAUCAUUUUUGUAAUACCAGCCGCAGAUUCAUUAGAUCUGUGAGUUGCUCGAAUAUAAAUAAAUUGCACUAUUCGACAAACAAGUUAGGCAAUAACUCUUUGCCGUUGGGAUGUGAAACUCGUGUUAGUAUUGCUUUGAAUACUGGUAUAAAUCGUGAGACUUUACUGGUGCGGAAAAACCAAGACUUAGUAAGACGAAGCUUGGCUGGUGAGGCAGCGGCUCUAGAAGAGAAAUCUCUAAGUACCAUUAAUGUCAAUAUAACUCCUUUCAUUGUUGUGGACACAACAGCUUUAAUCGAAUUCAGAAGCACCAUUGAAAAUUUGAUUGGAUUGCAGAAAUCAGUUGUGAUUGUGCCUAAAGCUGUUAUAAGUGAUCUUAAUUUCUUGAAAAAGAAAAAUUGGUCCGCGGUUGCUGCAAGACGUUGGAUAGAUCAACAAGUCAAUCUUAACAAUCAAUUUUUGCGCAUCCAAAAGGAUAAUGAAUGUUUGCAUAUACCAACUUUUAACGUACCUUCGAAAUUGCGCUAUGAAAGCAGAACUUUUGUUGCAAUGCUUAAUCUAUGCAAUUAUUUACUAUCCGCACGUUCCGAUUUGCAACCUCAGACAAGUGAUCAACAGCUUGUAACCAUUUUGUGUGCCGACUCCCUGACCCACAAACAAUCCCGCAUUAAGGAAUUUUCAAUAGUCUCGAUUAUGGAGCUUUUGUCUAUUCGUUACGAACAAGUUUUUGAUUUCUUCACUAGAGUUCAAGAUUCAAUUAAAUAA
Teleopsis dalmanni is the source of this 3641-nucleotide messenger RNA. RefSeq names its product protein SMG5-like. Gene Ontology annotation, molecular function: protein binding; telomerase RNA binding; telomeric repeat DNA binding. The record is from RefSeq and is a predicted model, not a curated record. Bases 273 to 3641 code for a protein of 1122 amino acids. NCBI's taxonomy places the organism in Eukaryota, Metazoa, Arthropoda, Insecta, Diptera, Diopsidae. Gene Ontology annotation, cellular component: telomerase holoenzyme complex. The transcript has 8 exons. Gene Ontology annotation, biological process: nuclear-transcribed mRNA catabolic process, nonsense-mediated decay.